CAGCAGGCAGCGAAUCUUGAAUCUCUCUUACAAGUCUAUAUAAACAUGACCUGCUGUUCCUUGUCAUGUUUAUCCGGGCAAUGUUCGAGUAAGGGAAAAAAAAAUAAAGAAAAUAGCAGAAAAAUAGGAAAAUAAUGGAGUUGAGCUUGGAUUUAGGUUUAGCUUAUGUACCGAAAAGCAUAUCUGAGUUUCUGGAAGAAGUUUCAGACAUCAAAAAUGGGUUUCAGAGAUUAUCAAAGAUCAGUGAUUAUGUUAAAAGAUUGGAAGAUGAGAUGAAGAAAAUAGAUGCUUUUAAACGUGAACUUCCUCUUUGCAUGCUUCUCUUGAAAGAUGGGAUUGAGAGAUUGAAGGAGGAAGAAAUGCAGUGUAAGGAAAUGAAUGAUGGAUCGGUGACAGAAGAGCUGAUGUUGCCAUUGAAGAGUAAUACUGAGGAAAAUAGAGGGGUAAACAUGGAAAAUGAUGGCGGUGACAAGAAAAACUGGAUGAGUUCUGUUCAGCUCUGGAAUUCCAAUUUCAACAACGUUGAUCACAACAAGAAAGCAAACGCAGUUCAAGAGCUGAAACUGGGAAGUGAAGAUGAAGAUCUGUCCGAGAAACCAAUCGAACUUUGUAAUAAUAAAAGCAAGAAAGGGGCUUUUUUGCCAUUUAAAGGACAAGUUGAUGAGGAAAUUUCAGGUCUUUCUCUUAUGACCCCAAGUUCUGAAUUGGCUUCUUGUAAUCCAAUCUUGAAGAGCGAUAGCAGCUGCAGAAUUGGUUCUGGUUCUUCCUUAUAUACAGAACAAAACCAAAUUAAGUUUCAAACCAAAUCACAACAUCAACAACAGCAGCAGCAGAAUUCUAGGAAACAAAGGCGGUGCUGGUCACCUGAGCUUCAUAGACGUUUUGUUGAUGCGCUUCAACAGCUUGGAGGUUCGCAAGUGGCCACUCCUAAACAAAUUAGAGAACUGAUGCAAGUAGAUGGUCUCACCAAUGAUGAAGUAAAAAGCCAUUUGCAGAAAUACAGACUUCAUAUCCGAAAACUUCCACCUUCUUCAGCUGGGCAAGGAAACGGCCUAUGGUCGGCUCAAAAUCAGUGCAGUGUGCACAUGAAAGCAAACAUUUCACAGUCUGGUUCCCCACAAGGCCCCCUUCUUGCAACUGGUUCUGCUAAAGAUAUGUCAAGUACCGGAGGUGACAGCAUGGAGGCAGAAGAAGAUGAAAAAUCAGAUGGCCAUAGUUGGAGAGGUGUGGUUCACAAGCAAGGAGAGAUUGAUGUAUAGUCAGAUAACUUAUUCCCAUGAAUUUUGCAGAAACAUGGGGAAACGGAUCAUAAUUAUAGUGACUUAGUGACAAUAAUUUAGUCAACAACUAGAGGAAUUUGAUAUUAGUAUCAUGCUUGAGGAACUACCUUAGGGAGAUUUCAAGGAGAUUUUGCAGGUAUCAUGGACUGCUCUAGCUUCUCCCCAUGACUCAAGUUCCUGCUCCGAUAUAUGAGCUUGUGUAAUUCCUAAUGAUGGAUCGUAGGAAGCCAAAAUGACAAUUUUUUAGAGAGUUCUUUCAUUUAUGUUUAGACUUAAACUCUCCUUUAUAACUGAUGUACUUAAUAUCUGAUAUUUGAGGUUUGGUUUGCCGGGUUCCUGCCA
This is a messenger RNA of Theobroma umbraticum, 1622 nucleotides long. Its product is annotated as transcription factor HHO5-like. The record is from RefSeq and is a predicted model, not a curated record. Gene Ontology annotation, molecular function: DNA-binding transcription factor activity; DNA binding. NCBI's taxonomy places the organism in Eukaryota, Viridiplantae, Streptophyta, Magnoliopsida, Malvales, Malvaceae. Gene Ontology annotation, biological process: regulation of DNA-templated transcription.